This is a messenger RNA of Daldinia vernicosa, 1253 nucleotides long. RefSeq lists its product as uncharacterized. The transcript has a single exon. The record is from RefSeq and is a predicted model, not a curated record. The coding region runs from base 183 to 1253 and encodes 356 amino acids. Lineage: Eukaryota; Fungi; Ascomycota; Sordariomycetes; Xylariales; Hypoxylaceae.
CCUAAAUUCAUUUCACAGUGGUCAUAAACAGGACGCCCGCUGUAAACUCCACCUUCUUCAGGUAGUCUCCAGCAGUUCAUCUAGGAGCUCGACUAUAUAGAUCUAGGCAACUUAUAUGCUUGUACCGUUAGUUGUUAAAAGACGAAGGAACACUCACCAAACUCCAAACUUGCGUGGGUGAAAUGGUUGCCAUUUUUCGACAUCAUACAACCGAGUGCCCCAACCAUGCGCCGAGUAGCAGCUGGGUCAGAGGGGAAGUGGUCAAUUUAGAAGCACUACGAGUCGUCUUAGACCAGCGAAACGCAGCAAGUGACUGUCUGUCCAGUCGGACAGGCGGCGGUAGCUGGAGUCCCGGAGGGACCUCAAUUAAACCAUCUAUUGCGUCCGGUUCUACAGCUACAUCUCGAACUGAUAUCUUAGGAAGCCCUACUAUUACGCCUACGUCCUACCCUCAAAAUGGGCCCUCCCACCCGCCUGGGCUUCUACCUACACUCAAGCCUACAUCAACUACUACUACAAGCAUGCUACCGAACAACACGAGCACAAGCAUAUCUAGUACUUUGACGAGUAGCGCAAGCCUAAGUUCGCAGAGCACGCCAUUAAAGAGCGCAAGCAUAAACCCAGCGUCAAUUCCCACAUGGGCUAUUGUGCUAGUUGUUAUUGCUGGUGUAAUAGGACUUGUAUUCCUUGCGUCGUUGGUCGCAUUUUGCUCCAAAGAGCGGCGGAGAAAGAGGGAGCCAAGAGGCAAAGAUCCAAGCUACCUGCGUGCGCUGGGUCGAGCGGUGGCCGCGGCCACGGGUUUGUUCAUCCCGAUCUGUAUUGUUAAGCGGUUCCGCAGGUCCCGGGAAAAUGAGAACCAGGAACGGCAGGAGAUGUACGACUCGCAGAUCCCAACAUACGGGAAGCUCGAGGAGCAGAGUCGGCAAUCGGAGGAAGUUGUUGCGAGUACUUCCCACGUACCCCCGGCGGAAACCACGCUCUCACCGGCGACACUAGAAAGGGGGACUUCCGUGGUUUCAUCACUAUCAUCGUCUACCCGGAGUCAAGGUCGAUAUGAAAGAUUGGAUAUCCCCCCGUCGCCGAUGUCGGAGGAUGGACUGUAUCCAUGGAAAUCAAAUGAUCCAUCAGAGACGGCGUCGGGAAAUAUUGAAAAACGGGAGGCUAGUACAGGGCCGGUGGAAAGUACUAGAGUGGAAACACCGCUGGCUCGGAGAUCGGAUUCAAUAUCAGAAAAGAGGGGAACAGGAGGCUGA